Molecule: messenger RNA, 1437 nt
Organism: Phaeoacremonium minimum UCRPA7
Lineage: Eukaryota; Fungi; Ascomycota; Sordariomycetes; Togniniales; Togniniaceae
Product: putative cell cycle control protein
Exons: 5
Coding region: 1-1437 (478 amino acids)
Biological process (GO): mRNA splicing, via spliceosome; DNA repair; protein ubiquitination
Cellular component (GO): U2-type catalytic step 1 spliceosome; Prp19 complex; cytoplasm
Molecular function (GO): ubiquitin protein ligase activity; protein binding
Source: RefSeq, a predicted model, not a curated record
AUGCUGUGCGCAAUCUCCGGCGAGGCCCCCCAGGAGCCUGUCGUGUCCAAGAAGACCGGCACCGUCUUCGAGAAGCGACUCAUUGAGAAGUACAUAGAGGAGAAUGGCAAGGAUCCCGUUACAGGCGAUGAGCUCGACCUCGAGGAUCUUUUGCCUUUAAAGUCUUCCAGAAUCGUCUAUCCCCGUCCGCCCACACUGACCUCGAUCCCCGCCCUUCUCUCCACCUUCCAGAACGAGUGGGACUCUCUCGCACUGGAGACGUACAAGCUGAAGCAACAGCUGGCGCAGACUCGGGAGGAGUUGGCCACCGCACUUUACCAGCACGAUGCCGCCGUCCGCGUGAUUGCGCGCCUCACCAAGGAACGAGACGAAGCCCGGGACGCUCUCUCCAAGGUGACUGUGACCGCCGGCUCAGCAGGCAAUGGAGAGGCUAUGGCUGUGGACAACGAGGCUUUGCCCGAGGAGCUGGCGGCCAAGGUAGACGAAACCCACCAGAAACUGUCAAAGAGUCGCAAGAAGCGACCUGUGCCGAGUGACUGGGCUAGUGCGGACGACGUGGCAUCGUUCGACGUCAAGUCUUCUGAGUCUUUGCCGGUGCCACAAGCCACGUCGAUCGCGUUGGAGACAGGCUAUGCAGCCAUUAGCGGUCUCAAGGGCGACGUGGCCAUAUUUUCUGUCGAUGCGGCCAAGGUGGAACGAUCCCUGCGUAUCGGCGAGCCUGUCACAGAUACGGCCUGGACAGGUCAGAGUGUCAUCUUCGCGACAUCAAAGGGCUCCGUAAAGGUUUUCCAGGGAGGCAACCAGGUGGCAUCCUUCUCCGAACACGCCGGCCCGGCCACGGCGCUGGCGCUGCACCCUGGCGAAGAGAUUCUCGCCUCCGUGGGCACCGACAAGAGCUUCGUAUUUUACGACCUGAAUGAGCUAAAGAGGGUCACACGUGUCUACACCGAGUCUUCUUUGACCGCAUGCGCCUUCCAUCCAGACGGCCAUCUCUUCGCUGCCGGUACUACAUCUGGUGAUAUCAAGCUGUAUAUGACUAAGACCGGAGAGGAAGCUGCUUCUUUCAGCCUGGGCGCCCCCGUUCAGGCGCUCGUGUUCUCAGAGAACGGGUACUGGAUCGCCGCAACUGCCAAGGGACAGACUACAGUGACUAUUUUCGACCUGCGGAAAGAGGGCGACGCGGCCACGGCCAAGGUGCUUGAUAUAGGCAGCUCGGUGCAAAGCCUGGCAUGGGACUAUACAGGCCAGUUUCUGGCCACGGCCGGUCCCGCUGGCCUGACGGUUCAGCAGUACUCGAAGAGCAGCAGGAAGUGGAGCGAGCCUCUUAGGAGUGCCACGCCCGCGGUUGCUGUGCGGUGGGGCCCCAAUGCCAGUGAACUCAUCGCUGUCAACGAAGACGGGGUUUUGUCGAUUUUGGGUACUCAAGAGUCUUCAUAA